UCUGCGACAUGAUUGGCCAAUAUUUUCUUUUUCUUUUUUUUUUUUUCCUUCUCCCCAAUUACUAAUCCUCGAACGGAGGGUGGGGUCUCAAUCACCUCUCAAUUGUUCACACUUCUCACCAAAUCACAACAUCAUCACUGAAUCUAUCAGUCGUUGAAGAUGGUUCUGUCAAAGACAACAUCGGGGGCGAGCGAUGUAUCCGUCCACUCAACCUUCGCUUCUCGAUACGUCCGAACACCGCUUCCUAGGUUCAAAAUGCCGGAAAAUUCAAUACCAAAGGAAGCGGCAUCGCAGAUAAUAAAUGACGAGUUGAUGCUGGAUGGGAAUCCAAGGCUGAAUUUGGCGUCGUUCGUGACAACGUGGAUGGAGCCAGAGUGCGAUAAGCUCAUCAUGGCUUCCAUUAACAAGAACUAUGUCGAUAUGGAUGAGUACCCUGUCACCACCGAACUCCAGAACCGGUGUGUAAACAUGAUAGCAGAUUUAUUUCAUGCACCACUGGGAGACGGAGAGGCUGCAGUAGGAGUGGGAACAGUUGGAUCAUCGGAGGCAAUAAUGCUGGCUGGUUUAGCAUUCAAGAGAAAGUGGCAGAACAAGAUGAAAGCUCUUGGCAAACCCUAUGAUAAUCCCAACAUUGUCACCGGUGCCAAUGUUCAGGUAUGUUGGGAGAAAUUUGCAAGGUAUUUUGAAGUGGAGUUGAAGGAGGUGAAGCUGAGGGAAGGGUACUAUGUGAUGGACCCAACUAAAGCUGUGGAGAUGGUUGAUGAGAACACUAUCUGUGUUGCUGCUAUUUUGGGUUCCACACUAAAUGGAGAAUUCGAGGACGUUAAGCUCUUGAAUGACCUCUUGACAGAGAAGAACAAACAAACAGGAUGGGAUACACCAAUACAUGUAGAUGCAGCAAGUGGUGGAUUCAUAGCACCAUUCUUGUACCCGGAGCUGGAGUGGGAUUUCAGGCUGGAACUGGUGAAGAGUAUAAAUGUUAGCGGACACAAGUAUGGACUUGUGUAUGCAGGUAUUGGUUGGUGCAUUUGGAGGAGCAAAGAGAACUUGCCUGAUGAACUCAUCUUUCAUAUCAACUAUCUUGGAGCUGAUCAACCCACUUUUACCCUCAACUUCUCCAAAGGUUCUAGUCAAGUAAUUGCUCAGUACUAUCAACUCAUUCGCUUGGGUUUUGAGGGAUACAAGAACAUAAUGGAGAAUUGCCAAGAAAAUGCAAUGAUGCUUAAAGAAGGAUUGGAGAAGACAGGACGGUUCGACAUAGUGUCCAAGGACAAUGGAGUCCCACUAGUGGCCUUCUCACUGAAAGACAACAGCUGUCACAACGAAUUCGAAGUGUCAGACUUGUUGCGCCGCUUUGGAUGGAUCGUCCCCGCCUACACCAUGCCCCCCGACGCCCAACACAUAACCGUGCUGCGAGUUGUCAUUAGGGAAGACUUCUCGCGCACCCUUGCAGAGCGCCUUGUUAGUGACAUCCAGAAAGUCUUGCUCGAGCUAGAUAGCCUCCCUGCAAGGGUUAGUGCCAAGAUGGCUGUAGUCCAAGAGUCAGUUGUCAAGAAAACUGAUCUUGAGGUGCAGAGGGAGAUCACUGAUGCUUGGAAAAGGUUUGUCCUCAGUAGGAAGAAGACUAAUGGUGUUUGCUAAUUAAUUGAUUGAAGAGAAAUGGCUUUGAAGGCCACUGUCAUAGACCUUGGUGGUUCUUUAUUAUUGUUUUAUUACCACCUAUGUAUUUGGUUUGUCUGGCUUUUAUGGGUUGCCAAGUCCUGAGUUGUUUGAAGUGUUUUAUGAAGGGGAGACUAUAUGUAGACGUGUAGUGUACAACUUAAUUUAUGGAAUGUUGUGCCCUGCCUUAUUUUUGUUUUAAAACGUUCAAAUAUGCUGAAAAAUUUGCUUCAUAAAAA
Camellia sinensis is the source of this 1898-nucleotide messenger RNA. RefSeq names its product glutamate decarboxylase. Gene Ontology annotation, cellular component: cytosol. The record is from RefSeq and is a predicted model, not a curated record. NCBI's taxonomy places the organism in Eukaryota, Viridiplantae, Streptophyta, Magnoliopsida, Ericales, Theaceae. Gene Ontology annotation, biological process: L-glutamate catabolic process. Gene Ontology annotation, molecular function: glutamate decarboxylase activity; pyridoxal phosphate binding.